Molecule: messenger RNA, 1156 nt
Organism: Rhizophagus irregularis DAOM 181602=DAOM 197198
Lineage: Eukaryota; Fungi; Glomeromycota; Glomeromycetes; Glomerales; Glomeraceae
Source: RefSeq, a predicted model, not a curated record
UGAGUUGUGUUCGAAGUAAUGAACACCAGGGGAUUGGAUUUUUAAAUGAUCCUAGAAGACUGAAUGUUGCCUUGACACGAGCGCGUUAUGGUGUCGUAAUUUUGGGUAAUCCUAGAGUUCUAAGCAGGCAUCCUUUGUGGCACCAUCUUCUUGUACAUUAUAAAGAUAAAGAUUGUUUAGUAGAAGGUCCGCUAAAUAACUUAAAAGUCAGUAUGAUAGCAUUUCGAGGGCCUCGUAGAGCUUAUCGGAAGGAUGAUAAAUUUAGACAAGGUUUUGCACACCAAAUCGAUGCACGCGAAGCAUUUGCUAAAGCUCCUCUUGCUGAAAGUCGCCGUCGUGCUUAUGACUCAGAUUUUAUGAGAACACAUGAUCCUGUCAGUUACAUCCCUUCAGAUAUGACUUCCAUGCCAUCUUCGUCUCAGUUCAGCAUUCCCCUACUUCCAACACCUAAUGGUCCAUUUACUCAAGAUUUAUCACAAAGUAGUGUUUCUAGCAGAAAAAAUGCCAAACAACAAAUUUCUUCUUAUACCAAUUCAAUCUCAUCCCAAGGACCAUUAACACAAAACGCUUAUAGUAGCCAAGGAUCUAUGAGUCUUGCACUAUCUCAAUCUGAUCGUCUUCGUAUGAUGGAGAACUCAAACAAUUCUUUAGGUCAUGGCUCACUAAUGUCACAGGAUAGUUCAAUUGGAUAUUUAGACGAUUACAAAAGUCAAGGAGAUGACACUAUUUUAAGUCAAGACUUCGAGAUUAGGUCUCAAUCAGGAUAUCAAUCUCAAAGUUUUACACAAUAUUAAUGUAUAUACUUCACCGGGCCGGAUCUUACCAUUUUGCUUGGUGAAUCUGGGCAGUUAACGAUUAUUCUCAAUCUUGCAGGCCAGAUUCGAGCGGUUAACGGUUAUUCUUAAUCGGGCCGGUUCGGAUUCAUGAUCUGCUACAUUUAGAAAGUUUUUUUUGGCAUCCAAUUCCAAAUCUAAGAUAAGAUUCAAAUUGCCAAUUUACGUGACAAUUUUUUUCGUAAAGAAAAAAUCAAAGCAUGUUAUGUCAAAAAGAAUGAUAAAUUAGUUUUAGGAUAAAAUCACUAAGCAAAGUUACUUAAAAUUCGUAAUAAAGAUGAAAUCACAUUUUUAUCAUUAAUAUAAACAAUAUAUAUAAUCUU